Messenger RNA from Gastrolobium bilobum, 741 nucleotides. RefSeq names its product fasciclin-like arabinogalactan protein 12. The record is from RefSeq and is a predicted model, not a curated record. The transcript has a single exon. The coding region runs from base 1 to 741 and encodes 246 amino acids. Lineage: Eukaryota; Viridiplantae; Streptophyta; Magnoliopsida; Fabales; Fabaceae.
AUGUUGAUGAUGAAGCAUUCUCUCUUAUCUCUCUCACUUCUUCUAAUAGUCCUCUUCUAUUCCACAACCUCUUCAGCCCAAACCCCUGCCCCUGCACCUUCAUCAGCCCCUACAGACAUCAUCAGAAUCCUCAAAAAAGCUGGAGGAUUCACAACUCUAAUUCGUCUUCUGACAACAACCCAAGUGGCUACACAGAUCAAUGCACAACUCCUAAACUCAAACAAUGGAUUAACAUUGUUUGCACCAAAUGACAAUGCCUUUCAAAGCCUAAAACCUGGCUUCCUCAAUUCCCUUAAUGAUCAACAGAAGAACGAGCUCAUCCAAUUCCACGAACUACCCACAUUUAUUUCGAUCUCAAACUUUGAUACUUUGAGCAACCCAGUGAGAACACAAGCUGGUGAUGAUCCUGAUAGGUUAGCAUUGAACAUUACAAGUUCGGGAAACCAAGUGAACAUGACAACCGGUGUUGUUAACACCACAGUUGGUGGUAGUGUAUACUCUGAUCAUCAACUUGCGAUUUAUCAAGUGGACAAGGUGCUUCUUCCUCGGGAUUUCUUCAUUCCUAAGCCUCCACCACCAGCUCCGGCACCAUCAAAGCCUAAGGAUUCUAAGAAGAAAUCUGCAGAUGGUCCUGAAUCUUCAGCGCAUAAUGACUCUGCUGCUAUGAGUUUGAAACACAAGAGUGGAAUGUGGGUGUCCGUUGUAGUUGCUGCUGUUGCAGUAGCAGUGUUCUCAUUGUGA